Messenger RNA from Rhinichthys klamathensis goyatoka, 1563 nucleotides. RefSeq names its product ring finger protein 215 (gene rnf215). NCBI's taxonomy places the organism in Eukaryota, Metazoa, Chordata, Actinopteri, Cypriniformes, Leuciscidae. The record is from RefSeq and is a predicted model, not a curated record. The transcript is spliced from 10 exons. Gene Ontology annotation, molecular function: ubiquitin protein ligase activity; frizzled binding. Bases 158 to 1213 code for a protein of 351 amino acids. Gene Ontology annotation, biological process: Wnt receptor catabolic process; negative regulation of canonical Wnt signaling pathway; ubiquitin-dependent protein catabolic process.
ACAAGGGCAGGCAGGAAAAAGGGAACCGUAGAAGAAGAACUCCACUCAAAUUGUUUACAUCAGGAGGAGGUGACAGAACGGAGCCUGUCCUGUCAGUAUGGCUCUAACUUUCAGUCUAUGACUUACUAUGACAUAUAACAUCAACUGACAGGGAGCCAUGGGCGCAUUCGCUUGUCUUUCUGUGCUGUGCUCGUUGUGGCUUUGUCCGCUAGUUUCCAGCGAACAGGUAGCAUUUGUAGAGGUGUUUCUGGAAGAGCAUCAGGAUGUUUUUCAGGGUGAGGUGGUCAAGGGGACUCUGGAGAACGAUCCCAUGGAAAACCACAGCAAAAAGAAACAUGAGCUUAAAGGAGACCUCAUAUUAAUAAAAGAUGAAGCUCUUGAAAGCAACGGUGAAAGCAGUGAUGGGAAGGAUCAGAACCCGUGGAUUGGAGUGGUUCCUGUCCAGAUGGAGGAAGGCACAGUUUCCAGCAACAGCAACCAGGAGUCAUUUGCUGCCUCUGUGGUCAAUAAGAUGAAGCGUGCUCUUGUUUUUGGUGCGUCUGCUUUGAUCAUACUGGCUUUAAACCAGAAUACCGUCAGAGAGAUGGAUCUCUCUCAGGUCCUCUCAAAGCCAAUCAUUGUCAUUCAGACAUCAGAAAAUGUCACUAAGCUCAUUGGAGCACUCCUCAGGGGCCUUCAUGCAACAGCCAAAAUCACUUAUAAGACUUUUCUACAGGAUAGCCUGGGGGCCACCUUGACCCUGUGGUCCAGCUGUGGCCGUUCAAGAGGAGGGUUGUACGGGGAAUGGCAGGGGGUCAUCUGCACUGGAGAGACCAACUCUCAGGUCCAGAAAUAUCUCCAGCAGCUUUGGAACACUGUCGUUCUGGUGGCCCUUGUCCUCUCCACAGGGGUCAUAGUUCAAGCACGCUGGCAGUACCAGGACAACCAGUUUAAUGAUGAUUUAGAGUCAAACAUGAAGCAAGACAUUUUAAAGAGAUUAUCUGCAAUGAAGACGAGGACAUACCGGCAGCCCAAAGUGAGGUGUGACCAAACACAAACUCAGCCGGUGGAGACGGACAGUUGUGCAGUUUGUCUGGAGCAAUACAACAACAACCAGUGUUUGAGGGUGUUACCAUGCCUCCAUGAGUUCCACAGAGAUUGUGUGGAUCCCUGGCUACUCCUCCAGCAGACAUGCCCUCUCUGCAAGCGUAGCGUUUUUGGUAAUUUUUAUUGAACUGGACCAGGAUGGAUUCUGGACUAGGAAAUAGUGGAAUUGGAUUGACUCUUCUGAUUCAGGCUUUUCAUGGCAACUAAAUCCCUCCUCUGUACUGUAAGGUCAGGAUUCCUCCAUGGUAAUGAUCUUUGACCUUUCCAAAGACUAUAUACCUUGAGUUCUUUCAAGAGACCCCAAGAGUCAGGACUAGUUCCUGAUCUUUGGUCGGACUACUUGAGAAGUUCCUUGAAGGUAGGUUCUUGUACACGGGAUCAGUUCUUUUGCGCACAGUUGAGUACUCAAGUUACAUUUGUUGAACCGACUCAGCAGUUUACAGAUACACAGAUUGUGAAGUCAUGUGCACAGCAAAA